AUGGCAGCCAUCUCCAGUCUCGUCCUAAGCGACAAUCUGCCGUCCAAGGACAGGAUAGAGGAUCCGGAAUCACCGACAACCCCGCGGCCGGGUCGCUAUGCAUCAACAGUGAUGGACGAGUCCCAAGUCGCGGUCAUAGACCAUGCCUUUCAGUCCCGGUCAAGCCCCCAAACGACCUCCCAGCCAUCGAGUCAAGGCACGCAGAUUGAUCGGUCAGACCCUGAUCGAGACAAGUCCUCAAUGAGAAGAGAUGGCGGCGAGACAAUGUCAGGCGCCAUGGACAUGGACGACGAUGACACCGGCCAACCUGGUUCGGACAACGAGGCCGACCCAGGUGAGGCAGACUCUGCCUCUAGGAAGAAGAAGGGCCAGAGGUUUUUCUGCACGGGUUACCCGCCCUGUAAUCUCAGUUUUACUCGAAGCGAGCACUUGGCUCGCCAUAUCAGAAAACACACGGGCGAACGUCCGUUCCAGUGCCACUGCAAUCGCCGAUUCUCCCGGCUGGACAACUUGCGCCAACACGCUCAGACUGUGCAUGUCAAUGAGGAAAUUCCCACCGACUCGCUUGCUGCUACCGGGACUCGGUUCCAGCGGCAGAUUCGUACCGACCGUGUUAGACCAACUGGCCGUCCGCGAACAGGCACCGCUGGCAGCACUGGAAGUCACAGUCGAGGCCACAGCCGAAAUCUCUCUGCUUCAAGUGUUGGCUCGACAUCCUCGAACUACAGUAUCGUCACCGAUGGAAAACGUCGACCGCCGCCUCUUCUCAUGGCCAGUGAUAAUGCGAGCAGACCAAACCUGGGAAUCGAGCCACCGCACACACCGCCUGCUCAGUAUCGUGGAUAUAACCCAAAUUCUCCUGGUGGUCUGAGCACGCCCACCUCUGCCAAUUUCUCUGCGACCCCUGGAAGUCCGGGCUUUUUGUCCACGAUGGCUUCGCCAGUAUCAAGCAAUGCCCGCUUGGGCGGCUUUUUCGGCUCAAGGCCACAAUCCCGUCGCUUGUCCGUACCGUCAGGUCCUAAUCCGUACCAGAGCCAAUACCCUCCCGGCUACCCUGUUGGCUAUAUGAACCAGAUGGGCCCGCCCGGUUCCCACGCAUCUUCAAGUUCAAGUGUGUUUGCUAGUCCUACUUCUGCAACGUUUUCUAUCGCUCCUAGCCAACAUGUUCCACCUGGGGAGGAUUGGCGCAGGCGAACGUGGCAUGCAUCCACUUAUCCGGCCGGCAAUUACAACUAUGGGCGUCCUGCUACGAGCGGACUAACGUACUCGCAGACUCCGGAUGCCCCUCAACCUGCACAUGCUCAACAUGCCACAGCGGCAGCGGGUCAUGCUCCUCGACUGCCAGGGAUUGAGAGCUUUGAUCACGUCCAGCACCGCUCGUACACCCCUCCACGUCGCCAACCGAGUCCUAUGCAGAUUGAUGCUAACAUGUCCUCAUCAGCUGCGGGCUCGGAUCCUCGUAUACGUCGAGGUCAUGUUUCGUGGGAAGGUCAUCGUCUCAGCCAGUACCCAGAGCUUGACGAGCAUGCAGACCGAGGCCAAGGUGCCGGAUCAUGGGGUCAGCAGACAAUCAAUGAAAUCCAGAAUGUGGGCAUGCGAUUCAAUGAGCCCCCCAGGCACGUCGACAUGGGACCUCCACCCCCGUCCAUCAUGACUGUUCAACAGCACCAGCAAAUGACGCGCGAAGCCUUGGAGGGACAAUCUUCGGCAAAAGGAACGAAACGACAAGCGUGGUACGGUGCGCCGACGAGAACUUCGCCCGAAGAUUCCAGCAGCAGCGACGGUGUUCCUACCCCAGGGAUGACGGCAGUAGAAGUGCACCCAAUGAUCAUGCCUAGUAGUGGAUAUAUAGAACCACAGCACGGGCCAUUGCCUCCGGAUACACAUCAGAAUGUUUGCCUCGCCCCAGCUCCAUAUCUCGAACAGGGCCGUCACCGAAAUUCCGCUUCUUUUGGUAAUCGUAACGGGGGAGGUGGAGGAAUGAAUCGACUGGAAGCUUUGGUAGCUGUGGCGACAAGUGAGGAUAAUGCUGCCCGAUGA
Molecule: messenger RNA, 2040 nt
Organism: Cladophialophora psammophila CBS 110553
Lineage: Eukaryota; Fungi; Ascomycota; Eurotiomycetes; Chaetothyriales; Herpotrichiellaceae
Exons: 2
Coding region: 1-2040 (679 amino acids)
Biological process (GO): regulation of transcription by RNA polymerase II
Molecular function (GO): RNA polymerase II cis-regulatory region sequence-specific DNA binding; DNA-binding transcription factor activity, RNA polymerase II-specific
Source: RefSeq, a predicted model, not a curated record